AUGGAGGAGAAUCACCACAAAAGAUGGAGCUCCGCCAGCUGUGCUGUGGGAGCUGCUUCCAGCUUCGCCACCACACUGGUGACCUUCCCUGUCUACAAGACCAUUUUCCGCCAGCAGCUCCACGCCUUGUCCAUCACGGAGGCCAUCAGCCAGCUGCGCCAGGAGGGUCUUGCCGGCUUUGCACGAGGCAUUGCCCCUCCGCUUCUGGCCAGGACGCUGCAAGGGGCCUUGAUGUACGGCACCCACGACAACCUCCUUCGGGCCUUCUCAGACAGGUCUCCCGGGCCUUACUCUCUGAGAGACCGAGCCUUCGCAGGCCUCCUCUCGGGCUUCCUGGAAGCGCUGGCCUUUGGCCCCUUCGAGAGGGUCCAGAACGUUCUCCAGGACGGGCGGACCGUGAGGAGAUUCCCCACAACCUGGAGCAUCCUGGAGGAAUUCAACUCCUACGCCCCCAAGGAGAGGCUGGCCCUGGGCUACUACCGAGGCCUCAGCCUCAUCCUGACCCGCAAUGGCCUGGGCUGUGCCCUCUACUUCUCCUUCAAGGACCCCCUCCGCGAUGGCCUGUCUGACAGGGGCUUGCCCUGCUGGCUCCCAGCCCUGGUGUCAGGCAGCGUGAACGGAACCGCCAUCUCCUUCCUCCUCUUCCCUCUCGGCGUCCUCAUUGCCAACGUGCAGUCUCAGGUGGGGAAGGAGGAGACCCUCAGACUCCCGGCGGCGGCUGCAGCCGUCUGGAGGGCUCGGGGCAGGAAAGCCACGCUCCUCUACAGAGGAGGGUCCCUGCUCAUCCUCCGGGCCGGAGUCACAUGGGGCCUCACCACAGCCAUCUAUGACUUACUCGUGGACAUCAGGGGCUAG
Podarcis lilfordi (Lilford's wall lizard) is the source of this 855-nucleotide messenger RNA. The record is from the annotation of a GenBank genome assembly. Lineage: Eukaryota; Metazoa; Chordata; Lepidosauria; Squamata; Lacertidae.